GUGUACAGAUGAUUUUGAAUUAUUUUGGUGUGAGUGCCGGGACAUUGGUUUUCUUCACAGUUAAACAUUUAAACAAGGUUAAACAUUGACCACUGAAUGUAAAUAAAAUCCUCCUGCUGACCUCACUAUAAAAAUGUCCCUCUGUCCAUUUGCUUCUGUGUGUUUGUUUUUUUCUUUUUUAAUCUCAGCUCAACUUGGAAUAAACAGCAUGGAGUGUAAACUGUGGUUGAAGUGGUUUAUGCUUGCAAUGAUAUGUCUUAUUGCAUGUGCUCCUUCCUCCAUGUCUGAAAGAGACAGCUUGUGUCCCAAAGGGAAUCUAAACAUUACUGGAGGGACCUUUGUUCUUUCUAACAGCUAUUCACAUGGAAGUCUGCUUCGAUACAUCUGUCCAAAUGGAUAUUACCCAUCAGUUCAGUCACGUCGUUGUCAGUACGGACUCUGGACCUCAAAGACCAAAAUCAGAAAAACCCCAGAGUGCAAAAGUAAGAAACAAGGCAUUAUUUGUCCACAUCCUCGUGUUUUUGAGAAUGGAAAGGUGAUUCCAUAUAAAGCCAAGUACUAUGUAAAUGAUACAACCACGUACUCAUGUCAUUCUGAUUAUACGUUCCGUGGCUCAGCGGUCCGUGUUUGCAAGCCUAAUGGGAAGUGGAGUGGAAGCACACCAAUUUGUGGACUUGACUCUGAUCACUGUCCUGAUCCUGGUGUUCCUCCUGGUAGCAGCCGAACAGGGAACAUAUUUAACAAAGACAACAAAGUCACGUACCACUGCGAGAGUCCAUUGACCUUGAUUGGUUCUAAAGUGCGAGUGUGUCUGGAUGGUGGCCAGUGGUCAGGAACAGAGCCACAGUGUUACGCUGAUUUCACAUACGACACCCCAGAGGAAGCAUCAGAAGCUUUCAGCGGUUCUCUAAAGUCAAAUCUAGCGAUUUCUCAACAGUAUGAAAAAGAAGAGCAGCGGGGGAAGAAAAUAACUUUGGAUCAAGGAGGAAAACUUGAUAUUUACAUUGCUGUGGAUGCAUCUGACAGCAUAGAUGAGAAGGAUUUUCACAAUGCAAAAACCACCAUUAAAUUACUUAUAGACAAGAUUAGUUAUUACCCGGUUUCCCCAAACUAUGAGAUCCUGAUAUUUGCUACAGAUGUUACACCAAUAAUCAAAAUGAAACACUUCAAAAUGCGAAAACCAAGCCUAUUGGAUAUUUUUAAAGAUAUGGACGAUUUUACUUAUGAGAGUAGAGGUGAAAAAACAGGUACCAAUAUCGCCAAAGCCUAUUCAAGCAUUCACGAAAGCAUGCAAAUAGAGGAGCUCAACAAUGCAACGGCCUUCAGUGAGACCCAACACAUCAUCAUAUUGUUCACUGAUGGUCAGGCAAACAUGGGGGGGAAUCCCAAACGUAAAGUGGACCAGAUCAAACGUUUUGUCACAGAAAAGGAUCCAAAGCGGGAGAGGAAUCUUGAUCUUUAUGUAUUUGGAGUUGGAGAUGACGUGAAUCAAGAAUACAUAAAUGGCUUAGUGUCACAGAGGGACCAAGAAAAAUAUUUCUUUAAGCUUCAAGACUUGACAAAGAUUCAGGAGAUGUUUGACGACAUGAUUGAUGAGAGCACCAGUGUAGGAUUGUGUGGGAUUGUGUGGGAAGGCUUGGAAAAUAAACGCCGUGCAGCAUUUCCCUGGUUGGCACAGAUUAAUGUUGCUCAUCCUCCAAAAAGUUCCAAUUGCAUGGGGUCAUUAGUUUCCUCAAGUUACAUCUUGACAGCGGCUCACUGCUUCAAAGAGGGAGACACACCUGAUAAGAUAAUAGUUAAACUGGAAAAAGGCCUGGUUGUAAAAGUAAAAAAAUAUGUAAUUCAUCCUGACUUUGACCUCACCGCAAAACAGGAAUUGGGAAUACAGGAAUAUUAUGAAUUUAAUGUAGCUCUUAUACAGCUGGAAAAACCUGUUGAUCUCAGUUCUAAUCUACGACCGAUCUGCAUCCCAUGCACCAAAGAAACCAAUGCAGCUCUGAAACUUUCAGAAACUGAAGGGACGUGCAGAAGACAUGAGGAAAUACUAAUGAGCAACGAGCUUGUGGAAGCUGCUUUCACGUCUGAUAUGGAUACUGACAACAGUCCAAAAACAAUAAAAAGCAUCACAUUCAAGCUUGGAAAAUAUAGGGAUGCUUGUGUUGAAGAUGCUACAAAAGCAAAAGGAAUCGAUGUGAAAAAUGCCAGGGAAGCAGUUACAGACAAUUUUCUGUGCAGUGGUGGUACUGAACCAACAACAGAUGAUGUAGCCUGCAAAGGAGAUUCAGGUGGGGCCUCUUAUGUGAAUAAAAAAGGUCGAGUGAUUCAGGUUGGUGUCUUAAGCUGGGGAGUGAAGGACAUCUGCAAGAAUAAAAGGAGAUUCACUUCGGAUGCAGACUCCAGAGAUUACCAUUCAAAUCUUUUCAGUGAGAAGAUACGCUUUUUCCUUAAAGAACACCUAGAAAAUGACCGUAUAGGUCACCCUCUUACAUUCUUGUGAAUGUUUUAGCAGACUGAAACUGUGUGAAGUUUGAUAAAACAUUGAUUUAUUUUCCGAUGAAUAUAUUACAUUUUAAGCCAAAUAGCUGGUCUUUGUUUAAAAAAAAAAAUAAAAAUCCAGUUUAUUAUCAACUGUCUGUUCUGUAUAUUCAACCACUGGCAGGCAGGGGAGUUUCAUUAUUGUUGCAAUUUCACAACUUAUUUCUGUCUAUCUUGAGAAUGAUAAUAAAAGCUUAACAGUAUGUCGCUAAAUCAGCUGUUUUAGGGCUGAAGUAUAAUGAGGAAUAUGAAGAUUACUUCCUACAUGCUGUGGUAUUGAUCAGACAAGCCAUAAACCAUUGCCAUGUUAAAAUGUAUUCCAAACACACUUGUCACAGUUUUUUCUCAGAUCAGAAAUGAAAUUCUCAAAAUUACUUGUUCAGCCUCCACAUCAUCUAGUCAUUUGUGCACAUCAUAAAAGCAGUUUCUCAUUCUUUUGAACAAAUUGCGAUUGCUUUGGUGCAUUCAUGCAACUGAUUAUGUACAUUUGUCUGCGGUUUCCUACAAUUUCAGUUGGAAAUAUCAUGUUGCUCAAAAUGUAUUAUAUAAUUCUCUGUGCUAUAGUCUUACCCCUCGAAACAUCUAGUCAUUAGUUCAUCGUAUAAGUCUUUAAAUGCAAAAUGGUUGAUCUCGUUGUCAUAAACUGUCAAACAUCUUUUCUACACAUUUCUAUUAGACUUUUUGUAAAUUUGCCAUGAAUUGUGCAAGUGAAUCUUGACUUUCACUAAUGAAGAGAAUAUAGAUCAACCAAUUAUAAACCAGUUCUCUGAAAUAGCUCAAAGGUGCAUCUCAUGAAUCUUCAAUUGGAAAGCAUAUAGACAGAGGACAACACAAGAGUUACAAAUUCUGACAAUGGAUGAACAUCCAGAAAACAAACAAGGUCAACAGCCGAGAGGAAGAGGAGUAAGGAUUCAUGGUGGAAGGGUACAGAGACAAAACAGAGGAAGAGGCAGAAGAGGCCAAGAACAGAGGUCAGCUGAAAUAAGGGCCACUAUUGUGGACCAUGUUGUCAAUCAUGGCCUUACAAUGGCUGAAGUGUGCAGCUAAAUAUUGGGAGAUCAACUAUAUCCUCAAUAAUUCAAACAUUUCGAAACAGUCUCUUUCAAUCAAUAUCCCACAUACAGUAAUGUGUAAAUUUGUUCUUUUGAAAUGCAUAUAUGGCAUACAUAAGAAGUGCUGCCUUCUGCAGUCAUCCAAACUGUUGCCAUCAGGUAACACUAACAGAGUGCACUGUUAUAUUGACAAUAUGACGAAGCAUUUUGACUAUCUUGUUUGUGAACAAUGAGA
Molecule: messenger RNA, 3822 nt
Organism: Onychostoma macrolepis
Lineage: Eukaryota; Metazoa; Chordata; Actinopteri; Cypriniformes; Cyprinidae
Product: complement factor B-like
Exons: 18
Coding region: 134-2497 (787 amino acids)
Biological process (GO): proteolysis; complement activation
Cellular component (GO): extracellular region
Molecular function (GO): serine-type endopeptidase activity
Source: RefSeq, a predicted model, not a curated record